This is a messenger RNA of Penicillium brevicompactum, 1734 nucleotides long. RefSeq lists its product as uncharacterized. Lineage: Eukaryota; Fungi; Ascomycota; Eurotiomycetes; Eurotiales; Aspergillaceae. Bases 1 to 1734 code for a protein of 577 amino acids. The transcript has a single exon. The record is from RefSeq and is a predicted model, not a curated record. Gene Ontology annotation, molecular function: phosphatase activity. Gene Ontology annotation, biological process: dephosphorylation.
AUGACGAUGUACGGUCUCUAUAUCGUGCUUCUGGCUCUACAAGGCCUAGGAUUGGUUUCCGCCCAAGGGUCCAACACAACCGAAAAGGUCUGGGGGGUAUACGCAUUCACGGUUUACGGAGACACCAAGCCGAAUGUUCUUAGCAGCUCGAGUCCAUUGACCGACUAUGGAGCAACUGAGCUCGCCGCGGCAGCGUCGGACUUUCGUUCGCGCUAUAUAGCAAAAUCUGGAAUCUCAGAGACCGGAGUCCAGGGUAUUUCCCCAAUCAUACUAGACUCGAAUGAUGUGGACGUGCUUUCAACAACCGAUCAACAUGUCAUUGGAUCUGCCCAGGCAUUCAUGCAGGGUCUCUACCCACCCCUUGGCGCAAUGAAUGUGUCGAGUCCACAAAAGGUGAAUGGAUCAUUUGCUCAGGCGCCAUUGGACGGAUACCAGUACCCACGCAUCGUCACACUCGGCGAGGCGGACCCUCAGUCUAUCAUGAUUGAAGGUCAAGCCAAGUGUAACAUGUAUCAAACUUCUGAGAGUGUGUACCGAAACAGUGGCCCGGCAGAGCAAAUGGCGCGGGACACAGAUGCUUUCUACAAGGAGAUCUGGAGCCUUGGGAUGUCUGGGGUUUGGGACGAAUCAUUUGCAACAUACACGAAUGCUGUUCCUAUUUCUGAAUAUCUGGACUAUGAGAAUCUGCAUAACGAAACCUUCACGCAGAGCGUCACCGAUGCCCAGAUCAUCCGCGCUCGCUGGUUAGCGGACCAGUAUUUGUGGAACACCAACAGUCAGCAGUCCUCAUCUACUGGAUCCAUGAUCAGACAGAUUAGUCCAAUCGCUGGGCAAACAUUGGCCUCGAGCAUCAUGCAAGCAUUCGAUUUGAACAUCCAGCAAGGGGGAACACGGCAGAAGAUGACCUUGAUGUUCGGAGGUGAUGAGCCAAGCAUGGCAUUGUCGUCUCUCGUGGGACUCGCGAAUGAUCACCAACCGAACUUCUUCUCACGUCUUACCCGCGGUGGCUCAUUUGUCUUCGAGCUGUACAGCUUUGAGGAGAAUGCCGAUCUGUACCCGUCAUACCCACAAGCCGAAAACUUGUACAUUCGUUUCCUGCUCCACAAUGGAACCGCAAAUGGGACCGCCUUUGAGCCAUAUUCCCUGUUUGGGCACAGCCCCAGCCAAGCCACGAUAUCGUAUUCUGAGUUCCGCUCUGAACUGGAGACAUUUGCCGUGAGCUCAAUUCAGGAAUGGUGUGUGCAGUGCAAUGCAGAAUCAUUGUUCUGCACAGGUGCCCUGGGUCAGGGUAAUGCCACCCCAAAGAAGGGUAUGGCUCCCGCUGUAGCUGGAGUUAUUGGGGCCGUGGUGACGCUCGCCGUCGUUUCAAUUGCUGCCAUCAUUGGGUUCUUCUUGUGCGGUGCCUGUAAGGGAAAAUCUCGCAAAGUAAACGCCAGAAGCAGCCUUGGCGGGUUCAAGGGACCUGGAAAGCUUGCCAGUGACACAGACGUUUCCUUCCGUAACCCAAUCUGGGGAGCCUCCAAGACUAGCAAUGCUGAUCCUUCUGACGGGAUUCGCGCUGGGGUUGUUGUGCCAGGCCACGAACGUCUUGGAAGCUGGGAAAUGGGGCAGGCAAAGAAGGAAACAGAAGCAAUUGCGUCGGAUGGAGUGCAGAAAUCACCACUUGGAGAAGAAGAAGACGAUUGGCGUAUUCAUAGUGGAUUGCAGCCUGUGAAAAUCAGAGAGAGUGUAUAG